UCUGAAGUUAGUUACAAUAGUAAGUAAUUGCAGGGAUCUACGGACUAAGUGUACGUCUCUGUAUUUAUACCCGACAUUAAAUUCAAGUUUCAGUGACUAGCGUUUGUCACAGCGGCUUAAACUAAUUUCAAAGCAAUUUUUCGGAUAAAAGAAGAACUUAAAGAUGUUUCUAACACGUUCAGAAUAUGAUCAUGGCGUUAAUACUUUCUCACCAGAAGGAAGGUUAUUUCAAGUUGAAUAUGCUAUAGAGGCAAUAAAGCUUGGUUCCACUGCGAUUGGAAUUGCAACAUCAGAGGGUGUAGUUUUAGCUGUGGAGAAGCGUAUAACCUCUUCAUUAAUGGAGCCUACAACACUAGAAAAAAUUGUAGAAAUUGAUAAGCACAUUGGAUGUGCUGCAUCUGGUUUAAUAGCUGACUCUAGGACUAUGAUUGAUCGUGCUAGAGCAGAAUGUCAAAACCAUUGGUUUGUUUACAAUGAGAAAAUGUCUGUGGAAUCUACAGCGCAGGCAGUGUCGAAUUUAGCCAUCCGAUUUGGUGAUAGCGAUGAUGAUGGCGGUGCUAUGUCAAGACCAUUUGGUGUAGCAAUGUUAUUUGCUGGUAUUGAUGAAAAAGGGCCUCAGUUGUACCAUAUAGAUCCCUCGGGCACUUUUAUUCAAUUUGAUGCAAAAGCCAUUGGUUCAGGAAGUGAAGGUGCCCAACAAAAUUUACAAGAAGUAUACCACAAGUCUAUGACAUUCAAAGAAGCAAUUAAAGCUGCUUUAACAAUUUUGAAGCAAGUCAUGGAAGAGAAAUUGAAUGAUACUAAUAUAGAAGUAAUGACAAUGACACCUGAGAAACUAUUUCAUAUGUUCACAAAAGCUGAAUUACAGGAGGUGAUUAAAGACAUUGCCUAAACUUCAUAGUGUUUAAAAAUAUAAUGCAUUAAUUGACAUUGGUACACAACACUAUUUGCGGCAGAAAUAUGGAUGCUGUAUGAUUAUAAAUUAUACAUACAUUUCUCACAUAAAGAAUAUGUAAUUUCUAUGCAAUGAACGGUUUUACAUUUUUGUUUUUAUUUUUUUUCAAAACAGGGUCGAUCAUGGUAAACUAUUAAAUGAUUUUAGUAUUAAUUUAUCCUUCACUUUAACUCCCAACUUUUAUAUUGUGUGUGUCUCUAGUAACACGAUAUAAUACAAUUUUUUUUAAUAUUAUUUAAUAAUAUAUCAUAUCGUUUGAUCACUUUUUUCUGUAAUACUAUUUUCAAUUACAUCAUUAUUUGCGUAAUUCUCAUCUUGUUUAAACUUUUAAUUUAGUUAAUCGAUAAUUUGCCGUCAUCAAGAGAAGAUUCAUUAAGAUCAGGAUCCAAUACCUCUGGUCCACUCCCAUCCAUAUCCGUUAGUGGGUGAGAAAUAGUGCAGGAGAACUUUAUUUUAUUAAAACUUCUGUUUCCUAUCUCGCAACUGUUAUUCAUUUUCAUCGAGGUACCAUAUAAUAAACUAUACUUAUAGAAUUGA
Molecule: messenger RNA, 1492 nt
Organism: Nomia melanderi (Alkali bee)
Lineage: Eukaryota; Metazoa; Arthropoda; Insecta; Hymenoptera; Halictidae
Gene: Prosalpha5
Product: proteasome alpha5 subunit
Biological process (GO): proteasome-mediated ubiquitin-dependent protein catabolic process
Cellular component (GO): proteasome core complex, alpha-subunit complex; proteasome core complex
Source: RefSeq, a predicted model, not a curated record